This is a messenger RNA of Pelobates cultripes (western spadefoot toad), 270 nucleotides long. Lineage: Eukaryota; Metazoa; Chordata; Amphibia; Anura; Pelobatidae. The record is from the annotation of a GenBank genome assembly.
AUGCUCACCGAGCUGCGCACUAACAUAGCGGGGGAUAUGGCCCGCUUCCAGAAAGCUGUGGAAGGAGUGGAAACUCAGGUCACCCAACUCGAAGCCACACACAGUAUGCACAAUACCAGAAUUAAUGUGGUGGAACAAGGACUGGAGGAACUAAAGUGGCGGCAGCAACAAACUGAUGAUGAAAUAGACACCCUGGAAGACCACACAAGGUGGUACAAUCUGAAGAUCCAGGGAAUUUUGGAGUCAGUGACUAUGGAUGACUCAUCCUAA